Striga asiatica is the source of this 543-nucleotide messenger RNA. Lineage: Eukaryota; Viridiplantae; Streptophyta; Magnoliopsida; Lamiales; Orobanchaceae. The record is from the annotation of a GenBank genome assembly.
AUGCUGAGCCGCCUCUCAGCCGGCACGCACUCCGGCAGCCGCGAACCACCGCUGCAACGCCUCGCCGGUUCCAUCGGGCUCCGGAGCCGAACGAGUGACAAUCAGGCUGAGAGCAACAACAGCCGAGCCGUCUUCGAGCGCUUUAGCCUUGACCUGAACCUCUUUCCCCGUUUUUAUUCUCGACGAGAGGUGACGAGGGCCGGCCUGUUCACCACUAGGUUUCGGCGAAUUUUCGGUGCAUUUGGCGAGAUCCCGGUGAGGGAGUUCCGUUCUUCGAUUGAAGAAGCCACUGACAGCGACCUUGCGGCAGAGGCAGGCAAAGAUGGUGAGCCAGGGCCACCCGAUUUUCUUACAGAUAUGACCACCGACGGGCCGCGACCUCUGCACCUGCACCACCCGACGAUCCCUCUUCCACCAGCGACCUUCUGUUCAGCUGCCGUCGCUCGAGCCACCCCGACAGACCCCAGCCACGAGCCUUCUGGUCAGCCGCGAGCCUCAAUCGAGCCCCGUCGAGGAAGCCGCGAUCUGGAACCUUGCCGAUGA